CUAGUUUCACUUUAUUGGGCGGGGCUAACCCAGUUGCGUCAUAACAUGGCGAUCGCACGUACGGCGUACUUACUUUAUCCAGUUUUUUUACGUAAUUAAUUACAUAUAAACUCCGAGAACUCAGAUAAAAUUAUUGUUACGUAAAAGCGUGGUUUUAUUUCUCCACGAAAUAACGCGGGUUUCCAUCGAGCGUCAACUCAACCGCCCCCACGCCACGGAGAGCUCACUCUGUGGGCUGGAAGCUUCCACGGAAGAACACAAGACCGAAGGAAUGGAAGUGGACUGCCAGCCUGAAGAUCCCAUGGUCUCCGCAUUCGAAGACGAAUGCAUAGCGCUUUGUGACGUGAAGGACAUGAGACUGGAGGCGGACGCCAUUGUCAACGAUGUCCUUUUCGCCGUGGCCCAAAUGCACGUGUCCAAAAACCUCAACAAUUCAUCAGAUGUGGCUUAUAUCAACGUGGAGACGAGAGAGAGCAACCGCUAUUGUCUGGAGCUCACAGAAGCGGGAUUGAGGGUGGUGGGCUACGCUUUCAACCAAGUAGACGAAGACCUGGGCACUCAGUACCACGAGACAGUUUACUCGCUUCUGGACACGCUGAGUCCUGGCUACAGGGAAGCCUUCGGGAACGCUUUGCUCCGGCGGCUCGAAAGUCUCAAGCAAAAUGGACAGUGACAGUAAAUCGAUCAUAGAAUGCCCACCUGUCGCUAUAAUAAGGGGAUUUGCCCUAUCAAUUUUGCUUUGUUCCUUAUCAUCCAAGGACUCCCAUGUUAGUUCAUUCCUGACUGGCUGCUUAAGCUCAAUUGCAACAUCCUGCUGUUGACAUAAUGUGGAAAAAUAUUCCAGCUUCACUCAGUACACAAGAAUACAUUUUUUUUUGUACUCCCCGCAAUGCAAAUCUGACUGACGCUGUGACCAGGUGACUGAUAUCUGUACAAGGGCCAAAGCGGAAUUUGCUCCCACGUUCCACAAAUACUUUGCCUUAAUGACCGUUUGGUUAGAAAAGUACAAAAUACCUCUUUUAUUGACUUUUAUGUCCCCAAGAUAGAAAAGGCAUGUCAAGUUGUAACCAACGUAGCUCUGCAAUUCAUCUACAGCACAAUGCAGUGAAUGGCAUUUUGGCUUUCAGUGUUAUCUUUGUAUUCCAUAUAUUUUUGGGGUGAGAAUACGUUUCAAAUAUUCAAGCACUAAAUUAGCUUGUUUCAUUUUCUUGCUGCUGGUUUUUGAGCUGACCAAUAAACGUUUCUCAAAUCAUGCGUUCACGU
This is a messenger RNA of Corythoichthys intestinalis (scribbled pipefish), 1263 nucleotides long. It is a transcript of the gene gskip, whose product is annotated as gsk3b interacting protein. The transcript has 3 exons. The record is from RefSeq and is a predicted model, not a curated record. The coding region runs from base 272 to 673 and encodes 133 amino acids. Gene Ontology annotation, biological process: regulation of canonical Wnt signaling pathway. Gene Ontology annotation, molecular function: kinase regulator activity; protein kinase A binding. Lineage: Eukaryota; Metazoa; Chordata; Actinopteri; Syngnathiformes; Syngnathidae. Gene Ontology annotation, cellular component: cytoplasm.